GCAUUCAGUUCCAAUUGGGCGGAUGGUAGUUCUUGAUCUAUUCGUUGAAGUAAAACCAAUAUGGAUUACAUCAAAACAGUUUUACGGUGUUCCAUACAUCUGGUGCAUGCUACACAAUUUUGCUGGAAAUAUUGAGAUGUAUGGUAUUCUCGAUGCAAUUGCACUUGGACCUAUUGAAGCUCGUACAAGUGAAAAUUCAACCAUGGUUGGCGUUGGAAUGUCUAUGGAAGGCAUCGAGCAAAAUCCUGUUGUUUAUGAUCUGAUGUCUGAAAUGGCAUUUCAUCAUAAACCAGUAGAUGUCAAGAUCUGGGUUGACUUAUAUGCAACAAGGAGAUAUGGAAGGUUUGUUCCAGCACUACAAGACGCCUGGCAGAUACUAUAUCAUACUCUAUAUAAUUGCACAGAUGGUGCCUAUGACAAAAAUCGAGAUGUAAUUGUUGCAUUUCCAGAUGUUGAUCCAUCUGUCAUAUUGAUACCAGAGAUAUCUGAAGAGAGAAAGCUUGUGCAUUUUAGUCGACAAUUAUCAGAAAGAGAGCCAUUGAAGGAAACAGCUAAUUCUUAUGAUCAACCACAUUUAUGGUAUUCAACUGCUGAUGUCACACGCGCAUUAGUUCUUUUCCUAGAAAAUGGGUAUGAUGUAUCAGAUAGCCAGACUUUCAGAUAUGAUCUUGUGGAUCUCACCCGUCAGGCAUUAGCAAAGUAUGCAAACAAAGUAUUCUUGAAGAUUAUAGAAGGGUACAAACUUAGUAAUUUAAAACAAGCGACCAUAUAUAGCCAGCACUUUCUUGACCUUGUGAAAGAUCUGGACAUGCUUUUGUCAUGCCAUGAUGGUUUUCUGCUUGGCCCCUGGUUGGAAAGUGCCAAGCGCCUUGCAAGAGACCCAGAACAGGAGCAACAGUUUGAAUGGAAUGCAAGGACUCAAGUAACCAUGUGGUUUGAUAACACUGAGACUGAAGCUAGUUUGCUUCGUGAUUAUGGAAACAAGUACUGGAGUGGUCUUCUACUAGACUACUAUGGGCCAAGAGCAUCUAUAUAUUUCAAGUACAUGAUAGACAGCUUGGUGAAGGGGGAGAGUUUCCCAUUAGAAGACUGGAGGAGGGACUGGAUAGGCCUUACCAACAAGUGGCAAAGCAGUAGAAAUUUGUUUCCAGUAAAAGCUUCUGGUGAUGCUCUAAAUAUAUCUCGAUGGCUAUAUGACAAGUAUUUAUGUAGUGAUAACUUGCAAUCACUUUAUAUGGGUUCAAACUAUGAUGAAGCUGCUAAUUUUGUGAGCUUCUAUGUUUGACACAAUCUCCUGAUGAUAAUUUCGUUCCCGAAGUUCAAAAGAAUCUUAUUGCCUUGGGCUUUUUAUCAAAACAAUUAUGUUAUGAGUUGUUUGUUCCAUAAUGGAUUCCUAAUUUAUUUGUCAAGAAGGCAUUGUCUAGGCAAUGAUAUGUCAAUUUGCCACAAAUUGAGUUUCUUAUUACUCUGUAACACCAGAGUCAACUUAGUACUUAAUAUGUUUGGUGUUCCCACUGUUUAUGGACUAUGGAUAUUUCAAAAUAUAUUAAUGGGAACUUUUAGUACCAAACAAGAAGAUCAUCAUUUUUGACGAUAAA
Musa acuminata AAA Group (dessert banana) is the source of this 1598-nucleotide messenger RNA. Its product is annotated as alpha-N-acetylglucosaminidase-like. The record is from RefSeq and is a predicted model, not a curated record. The transcript has 8 exons. Lineage: Eukaryota; Viridiplantae; Streptophyta; Magnoliopsida; Zingiberales; Musaceae. Bases 23 to 1285 code for a protein of 420 amino acids.